Nerophis lumbriciformis (worm pipefish) is the source of this 3879-nucleotide messenger RNA. NCBI's taxonomy places the organism in Eukaryota, Metazoa, Chordata, Actinopteri, Syngnathiformes, Syngnathidae. The record is from RefSeq and is a predicted model, not a curated record.
AUGCACAUUUAUGUCCAGGUACGUCAAAGAGCUAAUGGCGGCACUCUCUUAUCUCUCCUUUGCAGUGUGUAUGGAUGCCCUGUGGCCAAGAAGAGAAAGAGUCUAGACAGAACAACCUUGGAGACCUCCCCCAAGAGAAGCACCUACCUAGAUGACAUGGACAACUCUACAAUGGAAGAAUGCUACGAGACAGACGGAACCGAAGAGAUGGACGACAGGGAGGAAGAAGAGGAGGGAGCGCUAGAGGAGGACGAGGAGGAAGAGGGGGGUGAGGUGGAGGAAAUUGAAGGCUAUAUGGACUACAACGAAGACCAGAUGGAGCAUGGGGAAGGCGAGAUGGGAAGAGGGGAGGGUGAGGAAGAGGUAGAUGUGGAGGAAGAAGACAUUGACGAGGAAGGGAGGGUGGAGGAGGAAGAGGAGGAAACAGUGGCAGUGGAAGACUAUGAAGAGGGAGAAGAGGAAGAAGGAGAGCAAAGGCAAGAGGAGGAUCCGAUGAGUGGUGGAGAGGGCAGCAGUGGAGGUGGCGGCAAUGCCAAGUCAGGUCCCGCAGCGGAGAAGGAUGACAACAACAACGAUGAGUAUGAGAACUAUGACGAGCUUGUGGCUAAGUCACUGCUCAACCUUGGCAAGAUCGCAGAAGAUGCCGCGAAUCGGGCAAUGACGGAGUCGGAGAUGAACAGCAACUCCUCUCACAGUGCUGAAGAGGAAGAAGAAGAAGAGGAGGAGGAGGAAGAAGAAGAGGAAGAAGAGGAGGAAGUAGAGGAAGAAGAAGAGGAGGAAGAAGAAGAGGAAGAGGAUGAAGAGGAGGAAGAAGAGGAAGAGAACGAGGAAACGCUAACCGGUCAUCAACACGAUCUGAGUUUGGACGUGCAUAGUGACGUGGUAAGGGAGACUGUGGACUCUCUCAAACUUCUGGCACAAGGACACGGCGCUGUGUUGUCGGAUAACUUAGAGGGACAGGACUAUGCAGAAGGAAUUGCUGCAAAUGGAGACUGUUCCCAUAAUGGCGUAACUGUGCACAAUGGUGGUAAUGGACUCGGUAAGCCCACCAGUAACGGACAAUUAGAAAACAGUGAUGAAGAAGUGUGUCUAAGCAGUCUGGAGUGCCUACGGAAUCAGUGCUUCGAUCUUGCUCGGAAACUCAGUGAAACAAAGCCCACCGACCGCAACGGGUCAUUCCAGCAGAAUCAUUACCUUUGCGGAGACAUGAACCAGCAGCCCCAACAUCACGGCUAUGGAGAGUUCCAGCAUGGCCGGGAUGACAGACGAACACUCGACAGGAACUAUUCAGACAUGGACAAUCUCUUGAAGCUUGAAGAGCAGCUGAGCCCGCGAUCCAAGGCCUUCGCCAGUUGCGCUCAGGGCGACCGUUUUCAUCACCGGGACUUCGACGAAGACACAGCCUCUGUGACGUCAGACCGGUCAGAGGAAGUUUUUGACAUGACAAAGGGCAACCUGUCCUUGUUGGAAAAGGCCAUUGCGCUAGAGUCCCAACGUGCAAAGGUGCUGCGGGAUAAGAUGGAGGCAGAUGCAGCUAGAAGAGAGGGUGUGAGGUAUGGCCAUGAUGACCACGGCUCACGACAUGCCUAUGCAGUUGAGCGGAAAGGACGACUCCCUGAUGGAAUGAAGAAGCUCUUUUAUCACAAAGAUUCUUCCCGCGCAGACAAGAAGGAGAGUCGCUGUCCGACACCGGGUUGUGACGGCACGGGUCACGUGACGGGCUUGUACCCCCACCAUCGAAGCCUGUCGGGCUGUCCGCACAAAGACAGAGUGCCACCAGAAAUUGUGGCUAUGUAUGAGAACGUUCUUAAGUGUCCUACGCCUGGCUGCACUGGACGUGGCCAUGUCAAUAGCAACAGAAACUCCCACAGAAGUCUAUCUGGAUGUCCCAUUGCUGCAGCGGAGAAGCUGGCAAAGGCCCAGGAAAAACACCAGAGCUGUGACGGCUCUAAACCAAAUCAGGCUUCUGACAGAGUCUUAAGGCCUAUGUGCUUUGUCAAACAACUGGACUAUCCUCAAUAUGGUGACAAGAACAAUGUUUCCACCAGCACGCCCCGAUCCAACCUGGCCAAGGAGCUGGAGAAGUAUUCCAAGACCAGUUUUGACUACAGCGCCUUCGAGAGUACCAACAACCACCAAGUGUAUGGGAAACGGGCCAUUGCACCCAAGGUUCACGGGCACAGAGAUACCUCCCCAAAAGGAUUUGACGCCAAACGGUACUGCAAGAAUUCCAGCUCAGCCAGCAGCACCACCAGCACUUAUGCUCCCAGCAGUAGCAGCAGCAGCCUGAGCUGUGGAGGUGGAGGUGGUGGUGUCGGCGGAGGUGGGGGCAGCAGCGCCAGCAGCACCUGCAGCAAAAGCAGCUUUGACUACAGCCAUGACAUGGAGGCUGCACACAUGGCUGCCACGGCCAUCCUCAACCUGUCCACACGCUGCCGGGAGAUGCCCCACGGUAUGGGGGGAAAGCCCCAGGAUCUUUGCUCACAGAGUCCCAGCCUUGAUGUUGACGAGAACGGUACAUUGGACCUGAGUAUGAGCAAGCGUCUGUGCAGCGGUGGAGGGGACUCAGUGCUCACCCCGCUAGAGCCCAUGUCCCCCCAGAGGCAAGCUGCCCUUCUUGGCUCCCGCUGCUACGGCAUGGGGGACGCUGCUGACUGUUGGGACCUGCCUGUAGACUACACCAAGAUCAAACACAUAGAUGGGGACGAGAAAGAGCAGGAUGAUCUGGACCCCUUCCAAGACCUGCUGGAGGACCGCUCCUACACAGAUGUUAACAUGCCUAGUCCCAAACCCAAAUAUGCUCAGUGCAAGGAGAGUAAGAAGGACCUGAUAACAUGUCCCACACCGGGGUGUGAUGGAAGUGGUCACUUGACGAGCAAUUUCUCCUCGCAUAGAAGUCUCUCAGGUUGUCCAUUAGCUGAUAAAAGUAUUCGGAGUAUGCUGGCCAACAACGCACAAGAACUCAAGUGCCCGACACCAGGGUGCGAUGGUUCGGGACAUAUCACUGGCAACUACGCCUCUCACAGAAGCCUCUCAGGUUGUCCAAGGGCAAGGAAAAGUGGAAUAAAGAUCAUCCACAGUAAAGAGAAUAAGGAAGACCAAGAGCCUAUCAGGUGUCCUGUUCCUGGUUGUGAUGGUCAGGGUCAUGUGACAGGAAAGUAUGCAUCCCACAGAAGUGCAUCAGGAUGUCCCAUAGCAGCCAAGAGACAAAAAGAUGGCUACCUCAAUGGAAUCCAGUUCACAUGGAAGUCUGGCAAGACGGAGGGAAUGUCCUGUCCCACACCGGGCUGCGAUGGCUCAGGUCAUGUCAGUGGCAGCUUCCUGACGCACCGGAGUCUGUCAGGCUGUCCACGUGCCACCUCCGCUAUGAGGAAAGCCAGGCUCUCUGGAGUAGACAUGCUCACAAUAAAGCAGCAGCGCAGCAGCAAUGGGUUGGAUCACGAAGAGGAGCUCAAACAUCUGGAUGAAGAAAUCAAAGACUUAAGUGACUCAAAUUCACAAGUGGAAGCCGACAUGAUCAAACUCCGAACUCAGAUCACCACUAUGGAGUCCAAUUUGAAGUCCAUGGAGGAGGAAAACAAGGUGAUUGAACAGCAAAAUGACUCUCUCCUGCAUGAGCUGGCCAACCUCAGCCAGUCACUGGUUAACAGUUUAGCUAAUGCCCAGCUCCCCCAUAUGAAACCUCUGACACACAAAGAACCUCUUCUUCGGACCAACAGCUGCUUACAGCUGCACCAGCAAGAGCCCAUUGAACAAAACUUUGACGCUUAUGUCACUUCCUUAACGGACAUUUACACAACGCAGGAUCAAUACCACAGUCCGGAAAACAAAGCCUUGUUGGACAACAUCAAACAGGCGGUCCAAGGGAUCCCAGUGUAA